Molecule: messenger RNA, 1002 nt
Organism: Epithele typhae
Lineage: Eukaryota; Fungi; Basidiomycota; Agaricomycetes; Polyporales; Epitheliaceae
Product: GroES-like protein
Exons: 4
Coding region: 1-1002 (333 amino acids)
Molecular function (GO): oxidoreductase activity, acting on NAD(P)H
Source: RefSeq, a predicted model, not a curated record
AUGUCUACACCCACCAUCCAGAAGACUUUCCACUUCACCGAGGCCCCUCCCCAGGGCAAUUUCUCCAUCGCCGAAAGGCCGGUGCCCACCCCGGGUGACGGCGAGGUCCUCGUCCGCGUCGAGGCCGCUGCACUCAACCCUGCCGAUUGGAAGAUCACUGGCCCUGAGCUCAUCCAUGUGAUGGGCGUCCUCCCCCUCCCCCUCGGCACGGACGGAGCGGGUGUCGUCGAGGUCGUCGGCUCCGGCGUCACUACCUUGUCCAAGGGCGACAGAGUCGUCUUCCAAGGCUGGUUCGCUCCGGACAAGACUACCUUCCAGCAGUACACAAUCGUCAACCCCGCGUUCGCAGCCAAACCUGUACUCUCCCGCGUCCACGAACUCGCUCAACCUCCCCCCUUCUGGGGGGCGGGCCCCUCCCCCUCCGCAGGCACCCCCACGCUCAUCCUCGGCGGCGCAUCCUCCGUCGGCCAGUUCGCCAUCCAAGCCGCCAAGCUCGCAGGCCACAGCCCGAUCAUCACCACCGCGUCCCUGCGCAACACCUCGCUGCUCACCUCGCUUGGGGCGACGCACGUCCUCGACCGCUCGCUCUCCGUCGACGCUCUCGUCGCCGCGAUCGAGGGCGCGCUCAGGGGGACGCCGCUCUUGUACGCGUACGACGCGAUCACGUACGCGGACACGCAGUCAGUCGCCGUCCGCGCGCUCGCGCCCGGGGGAAAGCUCGUGACCGUGAACCCGGUGCCGCUGAGCGAGGAGGACAAGAAGGCCGCUGAGGGGAUGACGAUCGUUUUCGCGCAGGGGAACGUGCACGUGCCGUUCCACAGCGCUUUCGGCGCGGAGGUCUUUGCGCAGCUGAGUGGCUGGCUCGAGAAGGGCGACAUCAAGCCUAACCCCGUGGGAAUUCUCACCAAGGGUCUGGCGGGCAUCCAGGACGGAUUGAAGCGCAUGGAGGAGAACAAGGUCAGCGCCGUGAAGCUCAUCGCGCGCCCGCAGGAGACGCCGUGA